Messenger RNA from Macadamia integrifolia, 2451 nucleotides. RefSeq names its product NADH-ubiquinone oxidoreductase chain 2-like. Bases 92 to 745 code for a protein of 217 amino acids. The record is from RefSeq and is a predicted model, not a curated record. The transcript is spliced from 2 exons. NCBI's taxonomy places the organism in Eukaryota, Viridiplantae, Streptophyta, Magnoliopsida, Proteales, Proteaceae.
CUAUGGGUCUACUGGAGCUACCCACUUCGAUCAAUUAGCCAAGAUUUUGACCGGAUACGAAAUCACUGGUGCUCGAUCUAGUGGUAUUUUUAUGGGGAUUCUAUCUAUCGCUGUAGGAUUCCUAUUCAAGAUCACUGCAGUUCCUUUUCAUAUGCGGGCACCUGAUAUCUAUGAGGGUUCACCCACCCCGGUUACAGCAUUCCUUUCUAUUGCGCCUAAAAUAUCUAUUUCUGCAAAUAUGUCACGUGUUUCUAUUUAUGGUUCCUAUGGAGCUACAUUGCAACAAAUCUUCUUUUUCUGCAGCAUUGCUUCUAUGAUCUUAGGAGCACUGGCCGCCAUGGCCCAAACGAAAGUCAAAAGACCUCUAGCUCAUAGUUCGAUUGGACAUGUAGGUUAUAUUCGUACUGGUUUCUCAUGUGGAACCCUAGAAGGAAUUCAAUCACUACUAAUUGGUAUCUUUAUUUAUGCAUCAAUGACGAUAGAUGCAUUCGCCAUAGUUCCAGCAUUACGGCAAACCCGUGUCAAAUAUAUAGCGGAUUUGGGCGCUCUAGCCAAAACGAAUCCUAUUUCGGCUAUUACCUUCUCCAUUACUAUGUUCUCAUACGCAGGAAUACCCCCGUUAGCCGGCUUUCGUAGCAAAUUCUAUUUGUUCUUCGCCGCUUUGGGUUGUGGGGCUUACUUCCUAGCCCCAGUGGGAGUAGUGACUAGCGUUAUAGGUCGUUGGGCGGCCGGAAGGUUGCCAUGAGUAAGUAAGUUUGGGGGACCGAAGGCUGUUUUCCGUGCACCGGACACGUAGCUUACCGAAUCAGUUGCGACACGGAUGGGAAUGCAUGCUACGAAAGAAAGGGUCGAGUCUGAUACAUCAACCGUCUACUCAAUAUCCUUGUACGAGUCCACAAUCACUACACGAGAUGAACCUUGGUUUGGUGAAUUGAAGUUGGCCUUAGGUGUAAUAGGACUCCCAGUUACUGCGCGCGAUCGUAUACUGAGGGGGGUUGAUAAACCCGGUUGUUGGAACGACGCGAGCCGGGCCGGGCCUCGAUUCAGAAAGAUGAAGGGACAGAGGUUACAAAUUCCCCAUCUCAUUGGGGGCGGAAAACGAAUCGACAUCUCGAUGUGAUACAGCCCUUUCUAUUUUAGUUGGGAAAGAACGGCGAAGUCCAUCCGAACCGUCCAAUGAAGAAUAAGAGGAGAGCAAAGCGCCAAUGGCGCGCGAAGCGCAUGCGGAACGGGCACGGAGAAAAAGAAGUGUGGAGGAGAAGCAGCCGAGCUCAUUCCCUUCGCUUCCUGGGCCCAAAGCAGUGCAGUGUUUCCUGGCCAAAUCAAGGAUUUGGGGCUUCUUGCUACGCUACAUAUAUUGCUAAAUCCAUUUUUAUAGUAAUCUAUAUGAAUAGAAAGAUAGAUCCAUCCAUCUAUCCGGAUAUCUAAAAAAGAAUCGAUUUCAUUCAACGUUUGUUUGAUUCAAAGAACUGCGCUUAGCCCCCCCGCUCAUGAAACGGCUCUGCUGCAAUGGAUGGCAGAGGGUCCGUAGUACCCGAAGCACUGGAGUGAUCCAGUAGCCGGGAAGGGGCCUAGAAGUGCCUACUACUACACCACACUACACUUGGCUCUACACAUUUACAGAGCUAACCCCUGUCCAGUGCCUGGCAGAGCUAAGGGGGGCUUCAAUCCUUACUCCUUAUCCCCAUCUCAGCCCAGGCUAACGGGGCCUUACUUAUUCUGGGGGGGGAGUGGAGCCUCGAGAAGCACUGUUGAGAGGAAGAUCCUUGGCCCCUCUUCAUUCUCUACAGGGGUCUCUGCCCACAUGGAAGCGGGGCAGAGAUGGAAGAGAUCGAACACGGGAAUAAGAAGGAUUUCAUCUCCUUUUUGAUCAUUUUGAUAGAGGGGGAUGGAGAAAGUGGACAAAACAGACUCACAUUUCCCAACAAGCAACGGAUGAGCCCCUAUUUGAGUAAGGCUGAUCUACGACCAAAGAAGCAAGGGUGCUCUACGAUCAGCUCACAAACCUAUUACUAAGACGCGUUAGCAUGCUUUGACGCGUUAGCACGCCCGUUUAUAGUUGGGGCGUUAGCGCUUUUCUUGCUGCGUUAGCGCAACGGUGCUCUACGAUCAGCUCGACCACAGGCUGGUUGUAAAUCAGGUGGUCGUAGAGCAGCUCGACCACCGGGAGAGAGUGGUCGUAGAUCAGCUAGCUCAGCCGUUGCUUGGUUGCUGGGUUCCUUUUUCGUCUCGACAAAGAGGAAAAGAAGAAUAUUGAAAACGCUCCUAACCCAACCCCUUCCUUCGUAGAGCCGUGUAUUGUAAGUGAUCCGAACCUGCCCGGAGCGAGCCCCCCAUAGAGGCAAGUGAAGUUGGUGAGCCGUAUGAUGGGCAACUAUCUCCUGCGGUUCGGAGAGGACUCAGCUGUUAGUUAGUACCCCCUUGGUUUCGGGGUGGACCCUUUCACUCUAU